Molecule: messenger RNA, 1404 nt
Organism: Cucurbita maxima (winter squash)
Lineage: Eukaryota; Viridiplantae; Streptophyta; Magnoliopsida; Cucurbitales; Cucurbitaceae
Product: G-type lectin S-receptor-like serine/threonine-protein kinase CES101
Biological process (GO): protein phosphorylation
Molecular function (GO): protein kinase activity; ATP binding
Source: RefSeq, a predicted model, not a curated record
AAGCGGCAGUGAGAUUUGGAAGUCAGGAGCAAAGGUUAGUUCAUUGGGAGGAGGUCCACAACGGAUUUAUGGCUAUGAAAAAGGAGGAUUGCCGGUUUGGGUGCAAGUUAUGGGUGCAAGUUAUGGGUGCAAGUUACUAUCGGUCUAAGCAUACCUGCAAUGUUUCUCCUACUCUGUUUUAUGUCCUACGUCAAAUGGAGGACACAAAUAUUGAAAGUUAUCAGAAAAAUGAAGAAAGGGUUCAUUCGCGGGAUAGGUGCUAUAUCCGAAGGUUUCACCAUUCUAGGAAUAAUGACAAGACAAAUUCGAGAUGGCAAAAAGAAUCCUGAAUUACAGUUCUUCGACUUCGAAAGCAUAGUUUCUGCCACAAACAAUUUUGCAGAGGACUGUAAGCUGGGACAAGGUGGUUUUGGGCCUGUUUAUAAGGGAGUUUUGGGUGAUGGCCUAGAAGUAGCCAUUAAAAGACUGUCGAAGAAUUCUGGGCAAGGAUUGGAGUUCAAGAAUGAAACUAUUUUGAUUGCCAAACUUCAACACACAAAUCUGGUUAGGCUGAUUGGUUGCUGCAUUGAUAGAGAAGAGAAAUUGUUGGUGUACGAGUACAUGCCCAAUAAAAGCCUUGACUCCUUCCUCUUUGACUCGGAGAAGAAGUUAAUAUUAGACUGGGACAAGCGUUUUCACAUAAUCCAAGGGAUAGUUCAAGGACUACUCUACCUUCACUACUAUUCAAGAGUACGAAAAAUUCAUCGAGAUUUGAAAGUUAGCAAUAUCCUACUAGACAAUGAGAUGAAUGCAAAAAUAUCAGAUUUUGGUAUGGCUAGGGUGUUUAAACCAUCCGAGCAUGAAGCAAACACAAGUCGGGUGGUUGGAACAUAUGGGUAUAUAUCACCGGAAUAUGCAAUGGAGGGCAUUUUCUCGAUAAAGUCAGACGUGUACAGUUUUGGAAUAUUAUUGUUGGAGAUCAUAACAGGCAAAAAGAACUAUAACAAUUAUGACACAGAACGGCCUUUGAAUCUCAUAGGAUAUGCGUGGGAGCUGUGGGUGAAUGGGAGAGGAGAAGAGCUGAUUGAUUCGGAUUUUUGCAACUCUGAUCAGAAACCAAAAGUUCUAAGAUGCAUCCAUGUGGGUCUUUUGUGCGUACAACAAGCACCGGCAGACAGGCCGACGAUGCUGGAUGUUUAUCUAAUGAUUAACAAUGAUUCUACUCAAGUUCUACCUCCCAAGCAGCCUGCAUUCUUCAUUUCUCAAAACCCAAACUCGUCGGAGCUUGAACCGGAGGUGGUCGACAGUGGGCGGCUCAUACGGCCUGCACAGCCACCACAGGAAAUUUGUUCAUUGAGUACUAUGUCAGUCUCGGUGAUGGUGGCCAGGUGAAGCCACUGCUAUGUUUUUACUUCAAACUGUCCU